GUUUUGUCCAGUACACAUUUCACUCUCUUUGCUCCCGACUUUCCAACCGUUAAAUUUUCUCUGCAUGCAAAUUUUGUACUGCAAACUUUAUUUUUCGCGUGCAUUCUUUCGCAUUAUUUGCUUGACUAAAUAGGCUUGCCAACUUUUACCUCUGCUCACUUGACAACUUGUCGUCAACAAUAAAUUAUAAAUUAACAUCAUAUUUUCAGUUAUUCAACAAACAUUAAUUUUGUGAACCCGAUUUUACUUUCGAUGGAGUUUGGAGGAAAUUGCACGACAAUGUUCUCCCCCGAAUAUCAACUGUCAAAGGCCAAAGGGAAGGAUAAACGAGAAAAUAUUCUCGUAUUCGCUAGAGUUCGACCAAUUAAUUCCCACGAAAGAAGCAAGAGUGCCAUUACGGUAGUUGAUUGUCCAGGUGUAAGGGAAGUAGUUUGCAAGGAGAGGGGUGGAGUUUCGAAAACAUUCACGUUUGACAGGGUUUUUGGACCCAAUUCUAAACAGAUCGAUGUCUACAAAUCAGUCGUGUCCCCCUUGCUGGAAGAAGUGCUGCAAGGAUAUAACUGCACUGUGUUUGCAUAUGGUCAAACAGGAACAGGAAAGACCUUUACGAUGGAGGGGGAAAGAACCAAUGAGGGAGGGGGCGAUGCCCUUACCUGGGAAUCGGACCCCCUGGCUGGAAUUGUUCCCCGGGCGAUGAGUCAAUUAUUUGAUGAAUUAAGGGUAACUAGCUCUGAAUUUACGGUUCGUGUGUCACUAGUUGAAAUGUACAACGAGGAGGUCUAUGAUCUCCUUUCACAAACCGAGGAUUCGAAACCCAAAACGGUAAGGCUAUUUGAAGACUCAAAAUCGAAAGGUUCUGUUCACAUUCAAGGCUUGGAAGAAGUCAUUGUUCAUAACAAACAUGAAGUGUAUACAAUUAUGGAACGAGGAUCACAAAUGAGAAAAACUGCGUCAACAUUGCUCAACGCUAAUUCCAGCCGAUCGCAUACAGUUUUUACGGUGACUGUUCAUGUCAAGGAAUCAAACCCACUAGGAGAAGAUUUAAUGAAAAUUGGAAAACUCCAUUUGGUGGAUCUUGCAGGGUCUGAAAAUAUUGGAAGAUCCGGAGCUGUUGAUAAAAGGGCACGAGAAGCUGGGAACAUUAAUCAAUCAUUAUUGACCUUGGGCCGUGUUAUCACAGCAUUAGUGGAACGGGCGCCACAUAUUCCAUACAGAGAAUCAAAACUCACCCGACUCUUGCAGGAUUCUCUCGGAGGACGAACCAAGACUUCAAUUAUUGCUACGAUAUCCCCCGCAUCAAUCAACAUUGAAGAGACUCUAAGUACGUUAGAUUACGCUCACCGAGCCAAAAAUAUUCAAAACAGGCCAGAAGUUAAUCAAAAACUGACAAAGAAAGCAAUGCUACGUGAAUACACUGAAGAAAUCGAACGUCUUCGAAAGGAUUUGCAAGCUUCUCGUGAGAAAAAUGGAAUUUAUGUCGACAAAGAAAAUUACGACAAAAUGAUGAGCCAGAUAGAAUCUCAGAAUCAGGAUUUGACAGAAAAGAUUCAGCACACUAGGAACAUUGAAGAACAACUAGAAAUCAAAAUUUCAGAAAUUGCCCAAAGGGAUGCCGCCUUGGAAGAGAUGAAGGAUGAUUUGAAUGCGGCUAACGUACUGAUAGCAGACUUGAGAAAGAAGGUGUCUAAAUUAGGGCACAAAAUAAGAAGUCUGGAGAACGAAAAAGAAGAGGUGGAACAUAUUGUCAAAGUUCAGAUGGACACGGAGGUAAAACUCAAAGAUGAAGCUAGCACCCUUCUCAACACGGCGGAAGAGACAACAGUGAACUUAGAAGCACUCUACAAUAAGUUGGAGAGGAAAAAGGGAGUUGAAAGGACCAAUUUGGACGCCGGUUUACGUUUCCGAGAAGGAUUUUCAAAGGAUGUAAAUGUAAUGGCUAGUAACGUGGAUACAUUUAGAGAACAACAUUCCCAAUUAAACGGAGUACAUCGUCUACUACUAGACGAAGAAUUGGCUUGUAAAGAAGCGAGAUAUGAAAAUCUUUUGCUCGAGAUGGAUUCACAAACUAAGAAGAAUGAAUCACAAAUUCAAAAUCUGAUCGAACAUAUUCAAUCCAUGAACCUUGCCCAGGCAGCUCUAAGAAGACAAGUUCAAGACUCACUUUGUAUUGACAGGAGUAAGAUCGAACAACAUAAAACCGAUCUAUCCAACCAUUGUAAGGAUUUCUCCACGAGCAUAGAUGGAUUUAAAAAUCAGUUGUAUGUACAAUCUGGUAAACUAAACGAAUUCUGGGAUUCUACUUAUUUGGUUGAUUCCUCUACUGGGUCAACCCCAUUGAGAAAAGCAUACGGAUUCCCUAGAGAGUUAUCUGCUACAUCACCACAUGAUAGAAUCCUUAGUAGAUUUCGUUCCCUUCGAAUGCCCAAUAUUAUGUCGGAAAGCGAGUCUUCUAGUUUAAGUAGUUCUCCUCGUGAAGAUAUCGGAAGAUUGGAUGAGCAGAACGAAGAAGAAAUAUUUGACGAGAAUCAAGAUCCUUUUGAGGAGAAAACAGGUUCACAAGGAGAUGGAAGUGAUUGCUUGAGAUUGGAAAGUAAUGCCAGCUCAUCCCAGGUCUACGUUAUGCCAAAAAAACUUGAUAAUCGACCCCAAAGUGAUUCAGGAUUGUCAGAUACGUCGACAAAGCAGUCAUCUACAUCUGGCAAAUGUAGCAACAAUUUUGCUGGCGAUACAGCAAAUUCGAAAACGAAGAAAGACACCAAGCAUGGCAAACACGCAAAAUCAAAGAAAAUUCUUCGUGCCCCUAAUUAAUUGUAUUCUAUUUAAUUUAUUUGCAGAUUGUACUUAUUAAUUGUACUUAUGUACUUUCUUUUCAUAAUAAGGUAUUAGGGUUCAUUGUGUCGGUCUAUAUGUAUUAUUGGAUUCCAUCCGUAUGUACAUAUAUCUAAAUACGGUAUAAUUUCAUCACUUGGACAUAUUAGUCUCAGUUUAAGUAUGACAAGAAAACAGUAACAAAAAUUUUGCGUCUCAAAAUUACAAUUCUAAAUGAAAAUCAUAUAAGUCAUUUCACAUCAGGUUUUAAAAAUAAUGUUUUGGAUACACUCAAUUUAAUAAGACUUUGGAAAUACGAAAUCUGCCGUUUUUCAAUAAAGAGUAAAAGUUUACUAUUUUCUAACAA
Folsomia candida is the source of this 3175-nucleotide messenger RNA. RefSeq names its product kinesin-like protein KIF11-A (gene Klp61F). Gene Ontology annotation, biological process: microtubule-based movement; mitotic spindle assembly. Gene Ontology annotation, molecular function: microtubule binding; plus-end-directed microtubule motor activity; ATP binding. The transcript is spliced from 11 exons. The record is from RefSeq and is a predicted model, not a curated record. NCBI's taxonomy places the organism in Eukaryota, Metazoa, Arthropoda, Collembola, Entomobryomorpha, Isotomidae. Gene Ontology annotation, cellular component: nucleus; spindle microtubule. The coding region runs from base 253 to 2808 and encodes 851 amino acids.